AUGUCGGCGGACGCGGUCGGCCUCGGCGCCGUCACCGUGCUGGGUGUCCUGGAGCAAGUUUGCAGGAGAUUUCUUUCUAAGUACCAGGACACCUUCCGUCGAGCCGGUCUGCUGUUGGCUAGAGACUUCACACACCUGGAUAAUGACGCCUUGGUCAGUCUGGGAAUAACCGCCACAGGUCACAGGAAGAGAAUCCUUCGAUUGGUCAGUCACAUUCAGAGGGCGGAGAGUCAAAGAGCCAAUCAGAAACCGGAUCUCCCUCGUGACCGCUGUCAGUCGGUGACGGAGGUUAUCUUAUCAGAGCGAGGUCACAGCGCCGCGCCGCGCCGUCAGUCAUCGGGGCCCGUUAACUUUGAGGCGCUCAGAAACAGCUCGGCUCCGAACCUCGGCGCCAUGCUGGCCAGCUCUGACGGCGGCCGUCCUGCGGUGAAGCCGGUUCCCAAACCCAGAACCGUCUUUAACCGCCGGAGGACGGCGCCCAUCCAGUUCUGUCCGACCCCAGACCCUGCCCCGCCCUCGACCAGGAGGCUUUCCCAGGAGUCCAUCUGUUUCACCGUGUUGGAGGGUUUCACCUCAGGGGACACGCCCACACCUGAUAGCAGGUUGACCUCUGACCUCAACGACAAAUCUGCCACGCCUAACCGAAGAGCGAGCCAGGCGGAGCGGAGGAAGCCGAGUCGGAGCUUGUCUCUUUCAGACGCUGGAGGGUUGUUACCUCCCGUUCCCCCGCGGCUGAACCGAGGGAUCCCCCCCGCCACGUUCCAGGGGUCCCCGCCCUCGUCUUCACCUGUACGGACACAGCAGAACCAGACGCCUCCUGGGACUUCCUGUUUCGGUAGUCUUGACAACAGCAGGCUGUCUGGAUCCUCGCCGACUGGUUCGCCCAGAGGUGGCGGGAUGGAGAUGGUCUCUAAUGAGAUCUACUGGGGGACUUUACCUGGUUCUACUGCCCCCGGUGGAGGGAGGAGUCACUGCAGCCAGCAGUCGGCUCCUCCGACGCCACCGAGACAAACACCUGACAGGAACCCAGAGCGGAACAGUGGCAGCACUUUAAGUAACAACUCUUCAGGAUCAGCUCGAGCUUCAACAGACGACCCUGAGGAGGAGAUCAGCCCGUACUGUGAAACUGUUUUCCAAACCAGAAGAAAUCCGCACAUCUGUGAGAUGGGGAGGAGCAGACUGGAGGAAAAAGAGACGAGGAAGGGUGAGGACAAACAUGCAGAGGAUCAUGGGUUUGGGAAGCUCUCGUGGACGAAGCGUUUGUCUCAGGCUCUUCACUCCGGAGACUCUCAGGGUUACAGCACCGUCGGAGAGCCUCCGCCCCCCGGCCGCUACCUCUCCCUGCCCAACCACACCUUCCCCUCAGAGGGCGACGAGGACCUGACCAUCUCCCCGUACGCCAGCUACACCUCGCUCACCGAGAGAGCCCCGCCCAUCAUCAGCGGCUGGCUGGACAAGCUGUCUCCACAGGGGAACUACGUUUUCCAGAAGCGCUACGUGAAGUUUGAUGGCAAAAACCUGAUGUAUUUUGGCAGUGAGAAGGACGUCUACCCUAAAGGAGUGAUCCCAUUGGCUGCCAUCCAGAUGGCCCGCCCAGCCAAAGACAACAAAUUUGAAAUUGUGACGAGUCACCGGAUCUUUGUGUUCAGGGCCGAUAAUGAAGUGCUGAGGCGGCGGUGGGUUGGCACGCUGCAGGAACACGUCAGAGAUCAGCUGGUGUUCGGUCGGCGGCGCUUCGGUCCAGGAUCUCACUGUCAGAAACAUGGAGUCCUCGAGCUGAAGGGAACCAAGUCCAAAGUGUACGCCGCCAUCAACACGGAGCAGAUCUGGAUCUACAAGAGCGAACAGCGUCCGUUACACCCCAAAGAGAAAGUCCUGGAGCAGGCUCUGCAGUGGUGCAAGAUGGCCGACCCGAGCUCCGCCUACCUGGUGGUGAAGAGAGUCCCGAAAGGCGACGGCAUCAACAUCCUCACCUCCUAUAAGAGUGAGAUCAUGAAGAUCGGGUUGCUCAGGUGUCGUGAGGAACCUCCGAAGCUCCUUCAGGGGAACAAGUUUCAGGAGAGAACGUUUCAGAUCAUCAACCACAAACUGCUGCUGCUCAAAGACAAGAAGAGCAUCAAACCGGAGAAGGAGUGGUCUCUGAAGUCCAUGAAGAUCUACAUCGGCAUCCGCAGGAAGCUGAAAGCUCCGAGCCGGUGGGGAUUCACGGUGAUGUCCGACAAACACCAGCUGUAUCUGUGCUGCAGCAGUGAGGCUGAACUGUGGGACUGGAUCACCAGCUUCCUCAAAGCUCAGAACGAUGACCCGGGUCCUCCGGUGCUCAGGCGUCACUCCUCCUCGGAUAUCUCCAAGCAGAAGUUCGGCACGAUGCCGCUCGUCCCCAUCAGAGGAGACGAGAGCAACAGCAGCAUGCUGUCGGCCAAUCAGACGCUGAGAAAGUUACACGACAGAAGGACUCUCUCCAUGUACUUUCCCAUGAAGGUGCAGCAGGACUCGUUCGAGGAGCGUUCGGAGUCUCCUGACCUCCCCGAGCCGCUCUACGAGGAGGUCGGGGACUUCGGUCUGCAGGUCCUAAAAUCUCUGGAGACCAGCUUCCUGUCCAGCAGCGCCGCAGAGACCCAGGAGGUCCCGGACCACCCUCCGCUCAGACUGGUUCCCGUGGAAGCCAGACACGUGGAGCACAUAAUCGUCCCCGACCCGGUCUCUUCCAGCGACGGCUCCGUGGACACUCUGGAUCAGAGCGGAGGCAGCAGCAGCGGAGGAGGUGAUGGGGAAGACUUGAACGCCCCCCAACCGCCUGCAGUGAGGAGGAGACAGCAGCUGCAGGGAGUCUGUACGCCAUCACAGGAGCUGCUCCUGCAGGAGCUGUCGUCUGCUUUCACCAAGAAGAACGAGGAGGAGGAGGAGCAGCAGGAGCAGGAGGAGGAGGAGAGGCCGUAUGAUGUCUGAGAGAAAAGGAGGUUUUAUUGCAGCUCAAAAUCUAUGUAAUUUUCUACAGAGUCUGGCGGAGUCGGGAGGGAAUCAGUUUUAUUGCGACGACAGCAGCAUGUGAUCCAUGAUUAGACCCUUUACAGAAACUUUCAAUAAGGAGCCAGGAGGACAUUUACAAUACGGAGAAACACCGUGAAAAAGGAUUUAUUUUUACCCUCUAAUGUGUAAUCAACUCCCUCAGACUAUGAAAGACGCCUUCGAAUAACUAAAGAUUCUGCUCUCAGAUCUCCUCCUGAUCUCUCGAACUGGAAAAAACCCUGAAGAUUUAGGAGAAACUGAUGAAGACAUUUACAAACAGUCCAACCCUGGAAGUGUUGGUGCCUUGCUUUACCUCCGGUGAGCGGGAAUCAAACCAUCAACUCUAAGGAAAAGACAGAAUUAAACACUUUAAGACUCUGAUUGUUUCCGUUGGAACGCAGAAAGUGAAAACGGAGAGAUGGAGCAGAGGACUCUGUCGGUGCUUCUCAGAGUCGAGGACGGAUCCUAAAACGGUUGAAUUUCAAGAAGACUGCGUCAUCAAACCCUGCUGAGGGACUGUUCCGAUGUCAAGGAUCCUUCGAAUUUUCCAGAGGACCAAGACUUUUCCAGGACGCAUUUGUCUUUAGGCAUGAAAUGAGCAAUUCUUUGCACACAAGUUUCUGGAAAUGAAGGUGCGGCCUGUAGCACCCAAUAAUGUAAAAACUGCCUGAAAAUAUAAUAAUAUUUGCACUCAACUUGAUUGAAAAUGUAAUAAAACCCAAUAAUAUAAUAAACUGACCAAUAAUGUAAUAAAAUGCCCCAAAUGAUAUUGUAAUAACAUUUUUAAACAAUAUUUUAUGAUAAUUUUAAGUGUAUAUCAAAACAUGUACAUCAGUGUGCAAAUAUAUAUCCCCUCAUACAGUCACACUUUCCCACAGACAAAGACAAUAAACAAUGAACAGUAACAGCAAUGAUAAUUUAUAUAAUAAUGACAGAUUAUAAAUUAACUGAAAUACUUCAAUAAAAAAGUAUUUCAACAAACAUCAAUAAAAUAAUAUAAUAAAAUAAAAUAAAGUGAUAAACUACCAGUCCUGCAGCUGUUAGAAAUUUUGCAUAUUUGCACAAUUCACAUUUUAGAGAAUAAAAGCAUACUUUUUUAAAAAAAAAAAAAUCUUAAAUUACAUUGUAUUACAUCAGUUAUUUAAAAACAACACCUUAAAGCUAUGCCAUUAUUAUGAUUUAAGUCAGACUUUUUAUUUAAAAAAAAAAAUGGUCAAGUUAUUAAAUUAUUAGCUGUUAUUAAAAUUUCGAUCAGAUUAAGAACAAUGUUUUAUUAAAUUUUCUGCAGAUUAUUACAUUAUUGAGAGCUACAUCAUUGCGGGCACUCCAAUAUUUGUUCACAAACUUCAAGGAAGGAGUCGUGCCCAGCCUCCAUCCAACCAAGGACGCAUCCUUGACUCUGAGCGGCACCGUGUGAUUGGCUGAGAGGUCACCUGACUCACCGUCAGAGUGACAUCACUGUUGGUUUGUUGCUGAGCGACUGAGUGAAGCAGAGUGAAGGAGCAGGUCGUAGAUUUGGGUGAAAACAGGAGAAUUCAAAAGAUACUGUAAGAACAGACUGAAGCUAUUAUGUUAUUAUACAUUGUAUAUUAUUAUGUGACAUAUCUUUGUAUUCUUUUAAUGCCAAAUAACAAGCUCACUGUCGUCUGUCGUCUAGAAUUUAAUGCGUGCUGUGUACAGUCAGUGUCUUCAGCUCUUUUUGCACACUUUCUGUAACACAGCGGAUGUUUGGAAACCGACGGCUGCAUCACUUUUCUCAAUUUCCUUUCAUAAUUCUUUCACAAGUAUUUGACCAUAAGCACAUUGGUGCAAUUUUCUGUGAAAACAUGGAAAAAAGGCAAUGAACAACUCUGCAAGAAAUGUUCUACAAA
Plectropomus leopardus (leopard coralgrouper) is the source of this 4880-nucleotide messenger RNA. Lineage: Eukaryota; Metazoa; Chordata; Actinopteri; Perciformes; Serranidae. The record is from RefSeq and is a predicted model, not a curated record.